CCCUGUAUGCACAUUUUCUGUAAGUCCUGCAUCUCUGCAGACUUUGGCCGAGGGAGUUACCCACACGUGAUAGCGUUGUGACAUUAAACGCAGCCUCUCGCACUCAAGCACUUACGACAGCGACAUCAAUCAAGGCUUAGAUCUUGGAGGAGACAUUGGGCCAUUUCCUCUCCCCUCACAUGGUUUCCUCGCAUCCCUCCGUGCUUCCAGAGAAGACUUGACGAAAGCUGCGGUUUCUUAAAGUUACGUGAUCUUAUUUGUUUGUGUCAUCACUUAUCAAACUGAGUCAGAUAAUCUGGCUCAGCUCUGAUUGACAGCCAGGAGAUAAAAUCCUUCGAUGUGACGUCUUGUAAGGAAUUUAAUCAUUAACUAGUCACCACCCAUCGUCACAAUUAAAAUUAAAUCACUCCCUUGAAAUUCCAUCUUUUAUCAGUCAAACAUUCACCCCGUAAAACGCCAGCUCUGAUGAACUCCUGUCCUGCUCUUUUAUUGAAGACCACAGUCGACUCACUGAGAUCCAGAUCUGUUAUUCAAGAGAGACAAAAACGUUGAGAGAAAAGGCUGCAUACAGGCGACCUCUCAUAGCUCGGCCAUGUUGACCAGUGAGGGGGCGCACACUAUGGAGCAGGACGACACACAACAUGGAGUGAAGAUGGCCUCCGCCACCACUACCACAACAACCGUCGCCGCCGCAGCUGGCGCCAGCUCAGACGGAGCAGAGACCAUGACAGACACGGACGUAGACAUGGAGAUGGAGAUGGAGGAGGCGGACAUGACGCGCUGGACGGAGGCAGACUUUGAGGAGAAGUGCACGUAUAUUGUCAAAGACACGGCGUGGGAGGCGGGCCCAGACGGUGACACCAUGAUGAUGACGACGACCAGAGCGGAGGCGUCUCUGCCGAGAAACCUGGCCUUCAAACACCCAGCUGAGAGCAAGGAGGUGGUCGGCGUAUGCAGCAGGGAGUACAUCCCCAAGGGAACCCGCUUCGGUCCCCUGGUGGGCGAGAUCUACACAGCCGAUAGCGUCCCCAAAGACGCCAACCGCAAGUACUUCUGGAGAAUCUAUGCCGACGGGGAGUUCCACCACUUCGUCGACGGCCUGGAUGAGACCCGUUCUAACUGGAUGCGGUACGUGAACCCUGCCCACUCGGAGGCAGAACAGAACCUGGCGGCAUGUCAGAAUGGCAUGGAGAUUUACUUCUACACAGUGAAGCCCGUCCCGGCCGGCGCCGAGCUGCUCGUGUGGUAUUGCCACGACUUCGCCAGACGCCUCCAUUACCCGCCGUCCGGAGAGCUGAUGAUGCAGAAACUCAAGCAGUCUCUCUUGGAGGUCAAGCAACAGCAGGUUAGCAGUGAGGAGCAUGUGGUCGAAGCCUCCAGCCCAUCCCCCGUCUCAGUGACCCCUACCCCGCCCAAGAGGGAACAUAGUGUCCUCUCCAUUCUGCGGGGCACCAACAGCACCUCUUCUUCCUCGUCAACCAAGCGGGAGCCCAGUCGGCCGCUUCCCACGCGCCCGCGUUGCGCAGACAGCCCCGAUCGCCCUUUGUACCCCCGUGCCCUCUACCCGGCUAUCAGGACCCACCCUCACAUCCCUGAAGACUUCCUUAGCCACAAACCCGGCCAGCUCGGUUACCCUCGUUCCCCUGGCAACCAGUCCUCAGCUACGCCCAGCCCGUCGGCGAGGAGCAGCCCAGACAGCAGCCCUCAGGGGAGCCCCUCGGUUCCAGCGCCAUCACCAGCAUCUUUCUACCCCACCGGACUGGGUUCCUACCCUGCUUACUCUCCACCAUCCGCACCCCUCUCAUCACCCUUCUACCCUCCAGGAGCCCCUUACUCGCGCUACCUCCUGCCUCAUCAUUACCCUCUGCCUGGCGGUGGCGUCCCCGCCGUGGGAGGGAUCUUUCCCCGGAUGUACCCUCUCUACAGCAGCCUCCUGCCACCUCACAUGCCCCUCCUGCCAUCUGACACAGCAGGGUUGCGAUUCCUGAUGCCUGACGCCGCCCCUGCCCACAGAGACUUCCUCUUUCCUGGGCCCACCAGUGCCUUCUCAGCUGCCACCUCUCUGAAGGACAAAGCAGGGCCUCACCACCCUUAUCCCGGGCACCCUCACCCACACGGAUCGGCCCACGCCCCUUCCAGCGGAUCCCCAACAGCAGGCACGGCACCUCCCAGUGAGCGGGUGCCCACCAAGCCUACCUCAGCUCUGCUGGGCAACAGCAGCGAGCAUCACCAGGACGAGGAGGCCAUCAACCUGACGAAGGUGAAGCGCGGUGUGGGCUCAGCUGGCUACAAGGCGUUGCCUUACCCGCUGAAGAAGCAGAACGGCAAAAUCAAGUAUGAGUGCAACGUAUGCAGCAAGACCUUUGGACAGCUGUCGAACCUGAAGGUUCAUCUACGUGUCCACAGUGGAGAGAGACCCUUCAAAUGUCAGACUUGUAACAAAGGCUUCACCCAGCUGGCUCACCUGCAGAAACACUACCUGGUCCACACUGGGGAGAAGCCACAUGAAUGCCAGGUUUGUCACAAGCGUUUCAGCAGCACCAGCAACCUGAAAACUCACCUGCGUCUCCAUUCGGGGGAGAAGCCCUACCACUGCAAACUCUGCCCAGCCAAGUUCACCCAGUUCGUCCACCUCAAGUUGCACAAGCGGCUGCACUCCCGCGAGCGUCCACACAAAUGCUCCCAAUGCCACCGCCACUACAUCCAUCUGUGCAGCUUGCGGCUUCACCUGAAGGGCUACUGCCUGGCAGCUAACUCCGGCCCCGGCACCUCAGCCGUCUCCAGUCAAGCCGCCUUGGAAGAGAUGCAACGCGCCAACGAGGAGAUUGAGCGCUUCGACGUCAGUGAGCAUGCCGAGCGGCUGGAGCAGCUGCAGGGAGGUGUGGAGGUAGAGGCCAUGUUGGAGAAGCAGGUCCUGGGGAUGCUGUGGAGGGAUACCGACCUCGAGUCCUCUCACUUUCAUCCCCACCACAAAAGCAGCGCCGUGUCCGCGGGUUAUGGUGUAUACGAGUCCCCGAACGAGACGUCGGUCAUCAAGAUGCGGCGCAGCAGUCCCGUUACACCACUUCCCGCCAACGUCACUGUCAAGCAGGAGUCAGAGGAUCACGCUUAAGAUACCUUUGACCCUCCCCAAAGGACAUAAAGUCAGACUGCAUGACUCAAGACGGACUGGGUUGCCAGGAGCAACAGCUGUAAAUAAAUAAUUCUCUACCUGGUCGUCAUCAGGAGGGACAUCAUGACCACACCAGGUUUUUCAACCUAUCAGGGACUCGCGUACUCAGGGCUACAAGAGACACUGUCCCAUGACUACUUUCAUUUAAUAUACUUAUAGACAAUCAUCUAUCCAGGACUUACCUUCAGUGUAAUUAAUAUUAUGCUAUUAUCGUUGUUGUAUUAUUUGGUCUCUAUUUUCAAAUGUUUUUUUUUGAUCAAUUAGUUGUUAUAUAACCUCCUUAAUUUAUUAUACUUUUUAUUUGUUGUCUUCAAAAGCAAUAAGUGGAAGGGAUGGUUACACUGACGGGGUGAAAUCAAUAUAAAAGACUAUUUUUUUCUGUUGAUAUUUUUGUUUUUCUCUGUGGCCAUUUCUCUGUAGAUAGUCACUCUCUCUAUGCCUGUUAUCCGUCCUGUGACCUCUGACCCAUCGAACCAGGGGUGUCCUCUACUCUUCAGGGUUUUAUCUAUUUAAAUUUUUAAAAACAAUCUACCAGGUUAAAAAAAAAAAAAAAAAAAAAAAAGGGUUGAAAACCUUGCCAAAUUACGGCACAUAAAUUUGUUAAUUUAGCGAGAAGAGCUUUAUUUCAACCCUGCUUGUUCGCUUCCCUAAAGUAUGUCUGUGUCCUUUUUCUGAUGCCUACUUAAUUUAAAUGAAACAAAAAAAGGGCAUUUUUUUCUUUUUUGUAUAUUUUUCACAACGGUUACCUCAGUGUGCAUGUGACAACAUGAGUGUGUGUUUAAGUGUGUGUGUUUAAAAGGGACAGCUGAAGGUGGGAGCUUUCUAUUUAUUUGCUUUUUUUUUGCUACUUGAAGAAGAAGAAGAAACCAAACUGAACUGGAGUGCAGCUCUUCACGUGGUCCAAAAGGAGCGGCGGCGGCGGCGGCAGCAGAAGCGGCAGCAAAUGCUCCGUCUGCUCAACAUGUAGCACAUAAGGGACUCGGGAGGCUAGCGAGCCGCCUCCCACUCGUUCCUCCUCUUGUUUUUUUUUGUUUUUUGUUUUUUUUUUUACUACACUGUUAAACACCCAACAGGGAAGUAAACAUCCUCAGAUGUAGGGAUUCACACUUGACGCUAGUAACCAAAGUUCACUUGGCUUAAUUUCAAACGCACACCCAAAAAAAAACAAACAAAAAAAAACACAAAAAAGGAAAAAUUGAAACAAGGGAAGAAGGACUUGAGGAAUCAAAAUGCUGAAGAAGGGAAGAUGUAGUGUGUAUAUGAUGAAGUGUUGGCUCUUUAGCUGUGGUCUCUCGUUUUGUAGAUGUUUUUUUUGUUUUGUUUUGUUGUUGUUAUUGUUGUUUGUUAAUAUUUUGGUUGAGAAACAAAAGCCCCCUCCCCUUUCUUUAACCCGUCCGCCAUCUUGUUAAUGAACUGGCAUACACCAAAGCACCUCGGCCUUCUUCUUUUAUGCACUGGCCCCCCUCCUCCUCCUCCUCCUCCUCCUCCUCCUCCUACUUUAUAACUUCAGUGCCGAUGCUUGCACCAUUUACAAUGUGUUCAAUGUUACUUAAACCGGUAAUAAUGGCAUUAAGACUCGACUUAAUGUUACCAUAGCAACCUGUGAUUUUUUUUUCUGCAGCAGUUGUGCAUCAAUGAUCUGAACUCUGUACUCUGAUUGGUUAUCUUUCUCUCUCUCUCUCUUACUAAUGUUCGACCAAAGCAUCUCUUUCUCUCUGAUCAGAGCUUUAACUCCACAAGAGAAUCCCCCUAAAGAACUGUCUCUGUUUACAUUCUGGUUUACAUAGUUAUUUAUGUGCAAAAUUGUCAAAAAGUGUAAAUUAUGAUAUAAAUGUUCACUGCUUUAAUCUAAA
This is a messenger RNA of Thunnus maccoyii (southern bluefin tuna), 5025 nucleotides long. RefSeq names its product PR domain containing 1a, with ZNF domain (gene prdm1a). NCBI's taxonomy places the organism in Eukaryota, Metazoa, Chordata, Actinopteri, Scombriformes, Scombridae. Gene Ontology annotation, cellular component: nucleus; cytoplasm. Gene Ontology annotation, biological process: regulation of transcription by RNA polymerase II; cell fate commitment. The transcript is spliced from 8 exons. Gene Ontology annotation, molecular function: RNA polymerase II cis-regulatory region sequence-specific DNA binding; DNA-binding transcription repressor activity, RNA polymerase II-specific; histone deacetylase binding. The record is from RefSeq and is a predicted model, not a curated record. Bases 593 to 3112 code for a protein of 839 amino acids.